AUAAGUUAGAUAGUUGGUUACUAAAAAUAAACUAAAUUAUUAUCAAUAUGAGAUAUGUAAAUGUUGAUGUGCUUCUCUUGUACAGGACUUAUAUACGGAUAUGUUUACGCUAUAAUAUGAAAAUAUGUUGAUUGCUUUCAACGCUUGAAUUUUAAUUUAAAGAAGUCAAUAAGUUAUGAAGAGAUGAAAGACAGUGAGGCACACAAUAUGUCUAGUAAAAUACGGACUAAUUUGAUAUGGAUAUUAAUCGUGAACAUUGCUUUGGUUAUUCUCUACAUGUCUGUUUCUAACAAAAUACAUCCUUCCGAUUUUGAGAAAUCUUUACAUCACGAAACAUACAACAAUAAAGGUAUUAUACAUGAAAGCAACCAGACGGUAAACAGACGAAUAAAACCCGAAACUUAUCCAGAUAAGGUUGUUAGCGGUGAUUGUACCGGACUACUUUUUCCUGCGCAUUUAUCACCGGAAGUAACAUGGCGUCCAGUAAACACAGAAAACUCGGCUUAUGUAUUCUCUAUGUAUCAUUUAAAGGAGAAAAGUAAACUGGUUAUCAUCGGAGCUAAAGUGAAAGAUUAUGCAACUUAUUAUUGUCAGAUGUGGUACAGUUUGACUACAAACCGUACUUAUCACAUGGUCCAAAACCCAGCUAGAGCGGCUGCUUUGCCAGAAGGCCACGGGAAAAGGUAUUCUGCAUCAAUAUUCGAAUGUCAGCUGCAAUCAUCUAAUCUACCAGACUAUGUUUCCGUGGUCAAUGAAAGUUGUGGAAUUCCACUUCAUAUUCUAAAUGUUGUCUCAACAGAAAAGAAAGUUGCUCAAAAAAGACUGUUCACAGUAUGCCUGGCCCCUUUUAAUUUUAAUUACGAUGAUGAUUCACAACUUAUUGAAUGGAUAGAACUGAACAGAAUUCUCGGAGCGAAAAAAUUUAUAAUAUACGACUUUUCAUCUUCCGUUAGCGUCAAGCGCGUGCUUGAAUUCUACUCAAAACGAGGCUUAACGGAAGUGGUGCCGUGGCAGCUACCAAUGGCGGUUGAUACCUAUCCAGCACAAAACAUUUCGGCCGAUAUUCAUUAUUUUGGCCAGCUCGCUUCAUUAAAUGACUGCUUAUACAGAAACAAAAACAUCUCAGAAUUUAUUGUUAAUUUAGAUCUUGAUGAAUUUAUAAUCCCGCAGUCGGAGGAAAUAUUUACUUGGUUAGAUAUGUUAAAACAAUUAUACCAACAAGAGAGACAUGCAUUUUCAGCAUAUCUAUUUAGAAACACAUUCUUCUGCUUGGAAUGGAAUAAUUCACUUAUAUCCACAUUAAACACAUCUUUUAUAAAACAUUACAACUUGAUUACGCUUCAAAAACUUGAACAUGAUAAAAAUAUUUUUCCAGCAAGAAUAAGGUCGAAGUAUUUUGCACGAACUUCUCGUGUAUCAAAUAUAAUGAUACAUGAUAUUCUUAUGAUACCGUAUAAACAGCAUUUUGUCGUUCCUCCAACUAUAGGACUUCUACAUUAUUACAGAAAUUGUGAAGAUUUAUUCGUUUCUUCGAAUGAAAGAAAACUCGUCACAACAGUAAUGGAUAGUACGGAAAAACUUUAAUUCAUAAUGUUUUAGGUAUUUGGAACGAGUUGGGGGAAAGUAAUAAAUAGCAAAUAAUGAUUAUCUUCCACAGUAAAGAGUUGUCAUAGAAAUUAUGAAAUCAAGCAAUGAGUGGUUAAGUAUAUUCAAUGUUUUUAUAAACUGUUGAAUACACUGAAUUCGUUUGUGGCAGUAUAGGUGUAGUCAUGUUUGCAAGGAUGGCUCGUUGCAUGGUAUUAUUAUGAAAUCUUUCAAUAGUAACAAUUUGUUGGUAAAAUAUACUUAACUUGUGAAUGGUUGGCAAAAGAUAUGAUGGCUGAUAAAUGCAAAUCAUAGUAAUUCUGUAUUAAUGAUUACAAAAUUAUUUUACAUGAAACAGCUAAAUAUUGUAUAUUAUUAGAAAGAUCUGUAAACUCAUAUUUUACACAUUAAAAAAUAAAUUUUCAAAACAUUUUCCAUUUUCCAUAGUAAAGGGUUGAACUUGGCCCUUUCCGUCAAACUUCGGACAAGAACAUCAAAAAUAAAUUCAAUAGUUUUUUGAACAUCACAAAAUAAAUUUAUGCUAAAGAGGUACAUUUAUUAAUUAUAUAAAUAGUGAUAAUAUAUUUUGUCGAUUUUCGUCGCGCAGGUUUUCAAAACGGUAAGACGGUAGGGGGAAAUCCCGGGAUCCGCGACACCUAGGAUCCGGGAUCGUAUUAAAUGCAUAGAGAAAACUAAUAAACUACAUUUGUGUUGAUAUUAAAUUUUGUCGCAAUGAAAGGCAAUUAAACGUUAACUUUUUAUAUAUCGUAUGUAACGACGCGUAUGUUUAUUUCAAUUAAAGACUUAAAUAUAUUCUGAGCUAUUUAUUAACAAACAUGAAAUGCGGGAAUCACAAUACUUGAACGAGUACUUUUAUUGAAUACACUGAAUUUGUUUAUAGCAUUAUACACGUGUAGAAAAAUAAAAGUUUUUGUUAACACACAAUAUUUGCCUAAGUUUAUGUUCAUGUAUAUAAUUGUUAUUAUUAGAAUUUUGUAGUCAGUAUAAAAUUACACUAGAAUUGCAUUGUUUCAUAAAAUCAUUAAACAUUGCAAAAAAUCUGGAAAGAAAGUGAUCCCAAGGAAGCAUUAAUCACAAUAAAAUUAUAAGAGAAUUGCAGACUCGGUUUGAAUGAGUCUGUACAUGAGUUUGUUAAUUCUUUACUUUUAUUGUUUUCUUUGUUUAUCUGAACUUAGUGUUAUCACUUGCUUAUUUCAUAAUGUUCACAGUUUUUUGACAAUAUUGCUUAUUUUAAAUAUGAUGUUUUAUUGUGAAUAAACAGUAACUAAAAAUAG
This is a messenger RNA of Ruditapes philippinarum (Manila clam), 2879 nucleotides long. RefSeq lists its product as uncharacterized. The record is from RefSeq and is a predicted model, not a curated record. The transcript is spliced from 2 exons. The coding region runs from base 184 to 1584 and encodes 466 amino acids. NCBI's taxonomy places the organism in Eukaryota, Metazoa, Mollusca, Bivalvia, Venerida, Veneridae.